AUGAUGAACUUCUUGAAAGCCAUUCUCCUCGCAGUAACAAUUAUCAGUCCUCUUGGCGUGCGAGCCACGCCCGACUCGGAGACUAACAUAUUAUGCAAUUGGGCUCCGUGCGGAUACUUGUGCGCGGGAGUCACCCAGUUCACCGAAGGUUGCACCAACUCGGACGGCACCCCUGGAAUCCAGCGCUGUUUGUGGGGGAAGCAAUGUGAUACAAGUGAGGGGUCUGGAGGUAUCGGCGAUGAAACGCUUUAUUGGAACACGUCCUGGGAGUCAACUUUUCCAAUAGUUGCAAACUCACUUGUGCACCGAUUUGAAUGGUUCAAAAGCCAAAGAAUAUCGCUUGGCUCACUCAUAGGAGUGGCAUCCGCAACUACUGUAUCGGAAUUGUCCAAUGCAGUGGAGUGCAGGAACUGUGAACUCGUCCCCCCAAUCCAAAAGUCCGCGGCGCGCGUGCACCUGAAGGUAUACCGUGGCGACAAGGUGACAUGGCGACCUGCUGUUUGGCGGCCUCUGUUACUGGAGCGUGCAAAAAUUUCCCAAGCAUGUAAACGUAAAGCAGAAUUCGAAGUGAUUACAAACCAGUUGUAA
This is a messenger RNA of Suillus subaureus, 588 nucleotides long. RefSeq lists its product as uncharacterized. The coding region runs from base 1 to 588 and encodes 195 amino acids. Lineage: Eukaryota; Fungi; Basidiomycota; Agaricomycetes; Boletales; Suillaceae. The record is from RefSeq and is a predicted model, not a curated record. The transcript is spliced from 8 exons.